Messenger RNA from Dunckerocampus dactyliophorus (ringed pipefish), 1795 nucleotides. It is a transcript of the gene vamp2, whose product is annotated as vesicle-associated membrane protein 2. Gene Ontology annotation, molecular function: SNAP receptor activity; syntaxin-1 binding. Bases 464 to 793 code for a protein of 109 amino acids. NCBI's taxonomy places the organism in Eukaryota, Metazoa, Chordata, Actinopteri, Syngnathiformes, Syngnathidae. Gene Ontology annotation, cellular component: plasma membrane; SNARE complex. The record is from RefSeq and is a predicted model, not a curated record. The transcript is spliced from 5 exons. Gene Ontology annotation, biological process: vesicle fusion; vesicle-mediated transport; SNARE complex assembly.
UACAACACGUCAAUUGUUGGGUGGGCGAAAUACUUAUUGUGUUAAUACAACUAUUCACACAUUAAAACGGGCUUGUUUGGGGUAUUAAAACACUUCAUUGUAAUCCCAGGCCACCCAUUUUGACAUGGCUGACGUCACCGAGCCAUCUUUGUCCAGCUAAUCCAAAGUGUUUGUUAUACCUUCAUUACUGCUCCGACUCGCGUCUCCUCUGCCGGCACCGUCGUGAAGGAAGAAGAAAAAGGCGGCAUUUUGUCAGCGAGUGGACGCACCUAGUUGGCGGAUACAAGGCAGUGCCCCUCCUCGGCUAUAUAGGCAGGGAAACGCCACUAAAGCAUCCAAAGGGUACCAGAGGCUAGAGAGGAGAGCAGCAGGCAAUCCACUUCCAUCUGCCAGCCACUUAGCUAACAUUUCCAGCCCGGAUUUCAGCACAGCUGCCAACAGAACCACACGCACACACAACAAAAUGUCUGCCCCAGCUGGAGCCCCUGCACCAGAGGGAGGGAAUCAGCCUCCCAACCUCACCAGCAACCGCCGCCUGCAGCAGACACAGGCACAGGUGGACGAGGUGGUGGACAUUAUGCGUGUAAAUGUGGACAAGGUUCUGGAGCGUGAUCAGAAGCUGUCUGAACUGGACGACAGGGCUGAUGCCCUGCAGGCUGGAGCCUCUCAGUUUGAGACCAGUGCUGCAAAACUGAAGAAUAAAUACUGGUGGAAGAAUGCAAAGAUGAUGAUUAUCCUGGGUGUGAUAUGCGUGAUUGUGCUCAUUGUCAUUAUUGUGUACUUCAGCACCUAAGAAGACUCGCUUCCUACCCCAGUCUAAACCCGACUUCCUCGCUAUGCUCCCCCCCCAAAUUCAUGACAAAAGGGACCCCAGAUAAUUACUUAAAGAUGAUGUAUCUUCCCUGAUUAGCUUCGAUGUAACACCCCUAAACCCUCCCUCACUUCCACCACCUCACCUCCGGACCCCCCCGUCAAAAUAUUUGCCCUCCCUCCCCAGUGAGUGUGCGGCCUUGCGUCCGUCCAUCGCGGGUCCUCUCGGCUUCUCUAACCUGCCAUACUGAGAGCCAAACACUUGUGAUGAUGCAACAACAGAAAAGGAAACAAGGAUUGGUGAUGCUAAUUGUUACAUGACUGAUAUCUAUCUAGUCAUUUGUAGAGUUUUAUUCUGAAAUAUACUGUUUUGUAGGUGUGUGUGCGUGUGUAUGUGCGUGCGUGUGCGUGUGCAUUUUGUAUUUUUUAAUUUUUGUAUUCAUUUUCUGUAUGCUUCAACGUCAACUAUUGCCUGUUAAUCAAAGUGUGCAUCUUGCAUGUUGUCAUCAGCCAUCUGUCCCCACGCUGGUGGCGUUUUCCUCGGUUUAAGUAAGGAAAUGCUGACUUAUAGGUACGCUGCCGGUCAACAAUCCAAAUAAGCCACACAGCUCGGACAAAACCCUUGGCAGUCACAAUCUCCAGAUGGAAAUCGCCGCUACUUAAGUACAUUGCCGAUGCAACACAAAGUAACGCAUGAAUUCCCUCGUGAUUAUCCCCACGAUUCUUUUGUAUCUUCUGCUCUUCAGCCGUCUCCCUUUUUGUCCUGCAGCAUGCUUGACCGCCCAGUCCUUUUAAAAACUGCCACAGUACCGUUGGACCAAUGUCUGUAGAUGUUUCUUCUUCUUCUUCUUCUUUUUUUAAUUACUUAGUGUCUUAUUUCGAAAACAUUCCUUCAUUGCAGUGUAGUGCAAAUGCUCUUAACUGUAGCACAUGUAAUUGUAAGUAUCUUGAAAAAAAAAACAACAAAAAAUGUCCGUCAUACAAA